Molecule: messenger RNA, 2072 nt
Organism: Trifolium pratense (red clover)
Lineage: Eukaryota; Viridiplantae; Streptophyta; Magnoliopsida; Fabales; Fabaceae
Product: pre-mRNA-splicing factor SLU7-A-like
Exons: 10
Coding region: 167-1777 (536 amino acids)
Biological process (GO): mRNA splicing, via spliceosome
Cellular component (GO): spliceosomal complex
Molecular function (GO): pre-mRNA 3'-splice site binding
Source: RefSeq, a predicted model, not a curated record
AAAAGAAUAACCGUCUUUUUUUUUUUAUAUAUAAGAUUGCAAAAGCCAAAAGGUAUAAUAAACUGCGAAGCGAUCUAAUCCGAAUACACUGAAUCUGUUUCAUUCAUUCAUUCUUCUUUCUUAAAAUUCAUAGUUAUCGUUCGUUGUUCUGCGUUUUCUCCAAAACAUGGCCACGGCUUCAGUUGCAUUCAAAUCCAGGGAAGAUCAUAGGAAACAGAUCGAACUCGAGGAAGCCCGUAAGGCCGGGCUUGCACCUGCUGAGCUUGAUGAAGAUGGCAAGGAAAUCAAUCCCCAUAUUCCUCAGUAUAUGUCCUCCGCACCUUGGUAUCUUAACGCUGAGAGACCCAGUUUGAAACAUCAAAGGAAAUGGAAGUCUGAUCCCAAUUACACAAAAUCAUGGUACGAUAGAGGUGCCAAAAUAUUUCAGGCCAACAAGUACAGGAAAGGUGCCUGUGAGAAUUGCGGAGCUAUGACACAUGUUUCCAAGGCAUGCAUGGAAAGACCACGGAAAGUAGGAGCAAAACAUACAAACAAGCACAUUGCUGCUGAUGAAAAGGUAGAAACUUUUGAGCUUGACUAUGAUGGCAAACGGGACAGAUGGAAUGGGUAUGAUUCGUCAACGUACGCUCGAGUUAUUGAGAGGUACGAAGCCAGAGAUGACGCUCGUAAGAAGUUCUUGAAGGAAAAACAGCUGGAGAAAUUGGAGAAGGGCGACCAAAAUGAUGAGGGUGCUGCAAUUGAUGAGGCUGAAGAUGAUGAUGAAGAUGAUUUAAGGGUAGAUGAGGCAAAGGUUGAUGAAAGCAAACAAAUGGACUUUGCAAAGGUUGAGAAGCGUGUGCGAACAACAGGUGGUGGGAGUACAGGAACUGUGAGGAACCUACGUAUUCGAGAGGAUACUGCAAAAUAUCUUCUCAAUCUUGAAGUCAAUUCUUCACAUUAUGAUCCCAAGACCAGGUCCAUGCGUGAAGAUCCUCUCCCAGAGGCAGAUCCAAAUGAAAAGUUUUACUUGGGUGAUAACCAAUAUAGAAAUAGUGGUCAAGCUUUGGAAUUCAAGGAGUUAAACAUCCAUGCUUGGGAAGCAUUUGACAAGGGACAAGAUGUUCAUAUGCAAGCAGCUCCUUCCCAAGCUGAAUUGCUCUAUAAGAAUUUCAAGGUCAUGAAGGAGAAAUUGAAGUCUCAGACGAAGGAAACUAUUAUUGAGAAGUAUGGCAAUGCAGCUGACGAGGACAAGCUUCCAAGAGAACUUCUGCUGGGUCAGAGUGAGAGGCAAGUUGAGUAUGAUCGUGCUGGUAGAAUUAUUAAGGGACAGGAAGCUGCAAUCCCCAGAAGCAAGUAUGACGAAGAUGUUUACAUUAACAACCACACAACUGUUUGGGGCUCAUGGUGGAAGGAUCACCAAUGGGGUUUUAAGUGCUGCAAACAGACAAUACGUAAUAGCUAUUGCACUGGUGCUGCUGGUAUUGAGGCUGCUGAGGCUGCAAGUGAUCUCAUGAGAGCUAAUAUUGCACGCAAGGAGGCUGCUGCAGAGGAUCCGACACCAGCAGAAGACAAAAGGCCUGCUACAUGGGGAACUGAUGUACCAGACGACCUAGUUCUGGAUGAUAAAUUGCUUGCUGACGCACUCAAAAAGGAGGAUCAAAGAAAGAGAGAAGAGAAAGAUGAGAGGAAGCGGAAAUAUAAUGUUAGAUGGAAUGAUGAGGUUACUCAAGAAGACAUGGAGGCAUACAGGAUGAAGAAAGUUCAUCAUGAUGACCCGAUGAGUAAAUUCAUGAACUAAGCUUUGGAUGGAAAAAAUGCCUUCAUUCAUUCCAUUACAAAGCCACAAAUCUUGUUUUUUUUACUGCCAGAAGGAUUGGGCAAAAUGGAUGAUAUUGAGAAAGGGGAGCAGGUUGGAAUUCUUGAUAUUUUGAACCGCUGCUUUGUGGCUAGUUAGUUAUUUUAGCAUUUGGAACACUAGGCCAUUUAAUGGUUCAAUAGCCUCUAUUGAAUAGAGUCUAUUCUUGUUUUUUCUUCCUUGUGUAUCAACUUCCGGUAUCACGUCAUGUAUGUAUAAAUUUAUCAUUCCGGAGUUA